AAAAAUAAAUCAUUUCCAUACAAAGCAUAUCGAUAUAUUUAUAGAUUUAUCGACAACCUGAAUCACUCAUAAACAUGAGCGCCUUCCAGGAUCUUUACAAAAAAGGCAUGGAUCGCGGCGCCCACCAAAGACAGCGACAAAAGGAGCUUCUCAGGCAGCAGAAGCUGCGCCGCCAGCAGGAACAGGAUGGCACCAGGUCACUGCAGAAAAUCCAAAGCGAAAAGCCUUCCACAAGCAACUUUAACAAGAAACAACGUGUUGCCAAGCGAAAUGAGUUUCCUUUUAGGCCACAGCUCUCCGAGUGGCUGCGGGAGAAACCGGAGGAGCUGAGCGAGUGGAUGCUAGUGCCGUGUCCUGUGGGAAGGCGAUGCCUGGUGGUUGCUUACAAUGGAAAAACAAAGGUCUUCACCAAAGCCGGCUACUGCUUUCAGGAGUUCAAAUCGAAAUUGCCGGGGGAUGUCACUCAAAUAAAGUACCAAACAGUGCUGGACUGCGUCUAUGUGGAGAAGGAGGAAACUUUUUAUGUGCUGGAUGCUAUCUCCUUUGGCCAGCAAGAGCUGCAGGAGUGUGAAGCUGUGUUUCGCUUCUACUGGCUCCGUGCCCGUUUCGAUGAGAAUGAUUUCGAAACGAUAGGCGAUCACAACGAAAAGGCUUUCGUGCUGGUGGAUCACCACGACUUCGACAACACUUCGGCCAUCGAGGAGACACUCCAGAAGUAUCCCCUUUGGGACGGGAAUAAGCCAGCCCUGGACGGUUUUUUGUUCUACCACAAAGAGGCAAGUUACGUGUGUGCCACUACUCCCUUGGUUUGCUGGCUGUUUGCCUUUAUGGUGCCGGAUGUCCUGGGACUACCAGUAAGUGAAAACUAUGCAGCUCCGGAUGAUUACCAGCCCAGGCAGCCGCUGGAGUACAUGAACGAGUUCGAUCGCAAGCUGGAUGAGCAACGAUUGCAGCGCCGAAAGCAGAAGAAAAAGAAAGUGCCCGCCAUGGAUGCAGAAAACGAGGAGCAAGCAUCUUCUUCCAUGGCACAGGAUGUGCCGGAGGAUGACGAUGAUAGCGAUGAGUUCGCCAGCCUUAAAAGUCUUCUUGACCACGAACGGCGCCUGGAGCUGGGCGAAUUAGACAUGGACUGUGAAGAGUCGCCAUCAGCUGUAAGCUGCUAGGC
This is a messenger RNA of Drosophila bipectinata, 1165 nucleotides long. It is a transcript of the gene Snup, whose product is annotated as snurportin-1. Lineage: Eukaryota; Metazoa; Arthropoda; Insecta; Diptera; Drosophilidae. Gene Ontology annotation, biological process: snRNA import into nucleus. Gene Ontology annotation, cellular component: cytoplasm; nucleus. The record is from RefSeq and is a predicted model, not a curated record.